This is a messenger RNA of Suillus subalutaceus, 1989 nucleotides long. RefSeq lists its product as uncharacterized. The transcript is spliced from 6 exons. The record is from RefSeq and is a predicted model, not a curated record. Lineage: Eukaryota; Fungi; Basidiomycota; Agaricomycetes; Boletales; Suillaceae. Bases 1 to 1989 code for a protein of 662 amino acids.
AUGAGCUCUGGGUAUUUGAGUCUCCAAGUUGUAUUUGAAUUUUGGAGGGAACCUGAAAGUUCGAAAGUUCGAAAGUUCUGUCCCACCCGUCCCACCCGUCCCACCCGUCCGGCCCGUCCCGUCCGUCCCAUCCGUUCUGUCCCGUCUGUCCCAUCUGUCCCGUCUGUCCCGUCUGUCCCAUUUGUCCGCAUCAUCCGCAUCGUCCGGCAAACAAUGAUCAUGUUGAAAUGUGCCGCUGAUCGUCUUUCAGGUAUCUCUGGCCUAACAUUAGAAGUCGCAUUUGUGUUUGCCUCAUUGGCAACAGGCCUCAAGGACAAUAUCAUUCUCACGCAGCCGGCUACAUACAACAUACGCGAGCUACCCUUGUUUCUUCCUCCUAGCAUUGUCGCUUUUCUGAGCAUUGCCUGCAAAUUGUCACCAGCAUCUGUGAAGGUGUGCUGGAGGGUCCUGAAGAGUAGUAUCUUGGCCGGCAAUUUUACCGUUUAUGAGAAGAUGAAAGACUUAUUCGAGAUGCAUGGGCACCCUCAUGGCCUUAGCUUGCUGCUCAGCAAGGCCAAACAGCGCAAAGCGGUCUACUUUGGCCACUCCGGUACAGUCCCUGCCUACAGUGUUCAACUGUAUUGUGAAUCCUGCAAGACAACUUAUCACACGAACUAUAAGGUCGUUGGUGACCGACGCAUUUACUAUGAUUACAUCACUGCACUGCCAGACAUUGUGCAGAUUGCGGAUCACUACUUCGUUGACUAUCGAAUAGUGAGGUUAUGGAAGGCCAUGAUGCACGCUUCCUGCACAUCAGCAACCAACUGCACACACAUAUAUAACAUUGCACUUGCAAAUGCAGAGUCCACGCAGUUCCCGGGCACAAAAUGGUUCGCCAAGGAUGUAACAAUGGACCAUGUUUGGAACGCCUUCAUCAUUUGCACACUCCUUGAAGAUUGCUGUGAACGCCAUUGUGUCCUCAAUAUCGGUCAGACCAUCAACCAGAACGAGCGCUUUGUCGAGGCAAUGUCAGACAGGAACCGACGCAUGCGGAUCUAUAACCAACCACUUGCUCGUCGGCACUUUUGUGUUAAGUGUACCCGGAUUUACAAUCAUGGUGAUACUGCCAACAAACUGGUUUCUGUCGUUGUGGUGGAUGGCGUUGUUGUGAGCCGUCCAUGCUGCUCUAUCCCCAACUGCUGGGUCCAUCUCCGUACCCCACAAGACCAUUUUUGUCCUACCCACUCUUCCCGCCUCAAUCAAUGUGCAAUCAAGGGCUGUGCACGAUCUGUCAUGUCAGGUAGCCUUACGUGCGACAUCCGCGCACACCAGGAGUCUGAAGCACUGCACACUCUGCGGGGCAAGCGUCUUGCAAAUGUCCAGGUUGGAGCUGAUGAUGAUGCAGACGACGAUGACGGAACACAAGCUAUCGGAGAGGAGGAGUAUGACGUGAAAUUGGGAAAGAAGAAGAGGCUUCGUGCGCAGUUCACCCACAACUAUACUCAUUGUGAGGAGUUGAUUGUCACACCUUGUGGAAUGAUUCAUGCUCGUGAGACCAUGCACAAUGCCAAGGGAGUAGGAAGUGUUGCUGAAUUUAUUCACCGUGUCUUCCGGGACCCAGAGACACGCCCAACACACGUGUUCUUUGAUAACAACUGCCGACUCGCGCUGCACGUUCAGAACGAUCCAUUCUUUCAAGAUAUCGGCCUUUCUGUCGAUGUCUUCCACUUCGAGUGCAAACAUUCAAAGCAAGACACAUUCUGCCAAGAGAACUGUAACCCUGCUGCAUUUCCAGAGCUGAAGACAGAUGAUGGGGAGUGGUACUUCAACUCUUCGGCUUGUGAACAGGUCAAUUCGUGGUUCGGUAAAUUCAAUCCUAUCACGCGAGGCAUGAAGCCAGUGAAGUUUGAUUUCUUCCUCGACGAGAUGAUCUUAUGCAGGAAUCAGGAGACCUUGAAAAGAUUAGAGAAGACUGGCAAGAAACCCGCAGUUUGGACCUCGGACAUGUAG